This is a messenger RNA of Apaloderma vittatum (bar-tailed trogon), 1040 nucleotides long. RefSeq names its product harbinger transposase derived 1 (gene HARBI1). The record is from RefSeq and is a predicted model, not a curated record. NCBI's taxonomy places the organism in Eukaryota, Metazoa, Chordata, Aves, Trogoniformes, Trogonidae. The transcript has 2 exons. The coding region runs from base 3 to 1040 and encodes 345 amino acids.
CCAUGGCCGUGCCCAUCGCGAUCCUUGACUGCGACCUUUUGCUCUAUGGCCGUGGACACCGGACAUUGGACCGCUUCAAGCUGGAGGAUGUCACGGAUGAGUAUCUAGUAUCCAUGUACGGCUUUCCCCGACAGUUCAUUUACUACCUCGUGGAUCUCCUGGGAGCCAGUCUCUCUCGCCCUACGCAGCGCUCCAGGGCCAUCAGUCCGGAGACGCAGAUACUUGCUGCGCUGGGUUUCUAUACCUCUGGCUCCUUCCAGACUCGCAUGGGCGAUGCCAUUGGCAUUAGUCAAGCCUCCAUGAGCCGCUGUGUUGCCAAUGUAACCGAGGCAUUGGUGGAAAGAGCCUCACAGUUUAUUCGCUUCCCUGAGGACGUACAGAGCCUGAAGGAUGACUUUUAUGGGCUGGCAGGCAUGCCCGGAGUGCUGGGGGUGGUCGACUGCACCCACGUGGUAAUCAAAGCACCGAAUGCUGAGGACCUGUCCUACGUAAACCGAAAGGGUCUCCAUUCUCUGAACUGCCUGUUGGUGUGUGAUGCCAGAGGAGUCCUCCUGAGUGCAGAAACACACUGGCCAGGCAGCCUGCCUGACUGUGCCGUGUUACAGAAGGCAGCCCUUAGAAGCCGAUUUGAAACUGAGCUACAUAAAGACGGCUGGCUACUUGGUGACAGCUCCUUCUUUCUCCGAACGUGGCUGAUGACCCCUCUGCAUAUCCCCGAGACACCUGCUGAAUAUCGUUACAACAUGGCGCAUUCUGCCACUCACAAUGUCAUGGAGCGGACGCUCAGAACCAUUCGAUCGCGUUUCCGCUGCCUGGAUGGGUCCAAAGGCACCCUGCAGUAUUCUCCGGAGAAAUCCAGCCACAUCAUUCUGGCCUGCUGUGUGCUCCACAACAUCUCCCUGGAACAUGGGCUAGACGUGUGGUCUUCACCAGCCACAGGACCCGUGGAACAACCGGAAGAAGAGUAUGAGCAAAUGGAAUCAAUGGACUCGGAAGCCUGUCGCGUUCGUCAGGAGCUUUUGCUUACUCAUUUUAGCUAA